Molecule: messenger RNA, 1409 nt
Organism: Penaeus monodon (black tiger shrimp)
Lineage: Eukaryota; Metazoa; Arthropoda; Malacostraca; Decapoda; Penaeidae
Product: ficolin-3-like
Source: RefSeq, a predicted model, not a curated record
CUUCCAAAGGCAAUCGACCAGCAUCCAUUUCCACAGAGGUAAACAGCCAGCGUGGCAUUCAGGCGCUAACAAUGGAACUCUGGGGGGGAGCAUGGCAUCGUAUGGGACGCAGACUGCUUUGUGGGACGGCAAGGGAAAAGUCUCUUGGCGGCGAGCGACCCCUUCCUACGCCUGUUUGUUGUUGUCGUUACAUUCGACAGGAAGGGGAGAGGUAGAUCCAUCAGCUACUGGCGUACUGGAGAUGUUGAGCGAAGGGAUCUUUAUUUCUGUUAUUUUAUGGUUAUUCUAAUUACGUUUUUUCUUUUCUUGUCUUUUCUUUUCUUUUUUUCUUAGUUCUCGUGACUGUCACUUAUUGUUUUUUUUUAUUUCGUUGAAGACAGGGCACUGACCAACUAAUCAAGAUAAAAGUGGGCGUGGUCAUCAAGGACGUGGCCGAAGUCGUCGACGAUGUGGGCGUGGUUAGUCGUCAGCGUCGCCGUGGUCGUGCACGCAGCAGCCACGACCGACACACAUAACACCUCGACGAUAAACGUUCCGUCGGAACUUUUAAUCCAGUUACUGGAUGUGAGUCGAGCCUUACAAAAGUUGGUUCCCACGAACGCCGGAGCCAGUGUGGACGCUGCCACGGCUGAGGAGGCCCUUGCCCGAGCCGACGACGCGGGCUACAACUCCCUCCUGUCGCUGGCGCUGCGACACCACGCCCUCCUGCAGCAGAAGAACGAGGACCUCCUCAUUCAGCAGGGCCGCUGCACCGCCAGGAUCGAGGCGCUGCAGGAGGACAAGCAGGAACUCCGCGAGCAGCUGGAGGAGUACAAGCAGCAGAUCCAGUACCUGUUGAACGGCAGGCCGCCCUCGACGCCGCCGACCGCGCCGCCUGCCGCAGAGGCCACCACGGAGUUCGACUUCGGCGGGCUGGUGCUGGAGGAGAAGUGCCCUUGUAGAGUGGGCGGAGCCGAGGACGAGGCGGAGGACUGCGCCUGCUCGCCGCCCGCCAACGCCACCGACGCCCCGCCCACCACGCAGGAGACCAAGAUACUCGGGGGCAACGCCAGAGUGCGGGACUGCGCGGGCCACCAGAGCGAAGGGUCCACCGAGAGCGGCAUUUACGAAAUCUUCCCGCUGGAAUGCAAGGCCGUCCGCGUGUGGUGCGACCUCGAGACGGACGGAGGAGGCUGGACCGUGUUCCUGAACCGCGUGGAACAACCCCUUCAGGAGAACUUCACCAGGACCUGGAACGACUACCGGGACGGGUUCGGUGACGUGUCUGCCGAGUACUGGCUAGGGAACGAGGUCCUCCACCAGCUGACGAUGCGAGAGCCGCAGGUCCUCCGCGUGGACGCCGAGGACUUCAACGGCAGUCGGCGGUGGGGCGUCUGGUCGCGCUUUCGGGUCGACGACGAGGAGCACAA